This is a messenger RNA of Clunio marinus, 2971 nucleotides long. The record is from the annotation of a GenBank genome assembly. Lineage: Eukaryota; Metazoa; Arthropoda; Insecta; Diptera; Chironomidae.
GGCAUUAAAAAAUCACAACAUUGUGGAAAAUAAAAGUGAAAUAAAAAUCAUAAAUUUUCUAAUAAAAUAACAAAAUUACUUUAUUAAAAAUUAAUUAGGCAUUCAAAGCAAUUCUUCAACUUUUCAUUAUGAUUCACAACUUAAAACGUCUUCGAAUAUGUCAUGAGAAAUUCAUUAAAUUUCUUAACCGGAAUGUAAACACAAAAGUUGAAACAGAAGUCAAUAAAGAAGUGAAAUUUACAAGCACAAUAAAUCUACCUAAAACAAAAUUUCCAGCAAGAUUAAAUUCAACACAAAAAACUCAGACUGAAACAUCAAUUAUUGAAAAACAUUUAAGUUCGCUUUAUGGAUGGCAACGUGAAAAUCAUAAAACAGAAGAUUAUGUUCUCCACGAUGGUCCACCAUAUGCAAAUGGUGAUCUUCAUAUGGGUCAUGCAGUAAACAAAAUCCUAAAGGACAUUAUUCUUAAAGACAGAAUUAUGAAAGGAACUCGAGUUCAUUAUCAUCCUGGAUGGGAUUGUCAUGGACUUCCAAUUGAAUUAAAGGCUUUAAAAAAUAACAAAGAUGUUCCUCCAAAUCAGAUUCGUCAAAGAGCACGUAAGUUUGCUAUGGGAGCGAUAGAAAAGCAAAGGAAAUCUUUUGAGUGUUGGGGUGUGACUGGAAGUUGGCAAAGUGAAACAAAAACUUACAAAACUUUUGACAAAAAUUACAUUAAGAAUCAAUUACAAAUGUUUUAUAUUAUGUAUGAAAAGGGAUUAAUAUAUAAAGCCAUCAAACCAGUUUAUUGGUCGCCAUCAUCUCAAACUGCUUUGGCUGAAGCUGAGCUUGAAUAUGAUGAAAAAUUUGUCAGUCCUUCGCUGUACUUCAGAUGUCAAAUCACAAACAAUCAUGACAUCGUUGACAAUGAUGUAAAACUCUAUGCAUUAAUAUGGACAACAACUCCAUGGACACUUCCAGCGAAUCAAGCAAUUUGUUUCAAUUCAAAUCUCAAUUACUGUUUAGUGAAGAUUUCUGGUGAUUUCUACAUAGUUGGAUCAAAUACAAUUGAGAACUUGAGUAAAGAACUUGAUCUCGAUGUUGAAUUUGUUAAAGAAUUAAAUCCAAAGAUUUUCCAUGACUUCAAAUAUCAGCAUCCAAUAAAUGAGAAAGAAAUUCUUCCAUUUUUCGAUGGAUCUCAUGUUCAAGCUGAUAAAGGAACUGGUCUUGUUCACACAGCUCCAUCUCAUGGUCCCGACGAUUUUCUUGUAUUUUUAAACAAGAAAAUUCCACUGAAAUCAUUUGUUGAUGGACGUGGUUGUUAUAAUUCAUCAGCUCCCGACUUUCUUCAAGGAAAAGAAGUUCUAACCGAAGGCAAUGAUUUUGUGAUCAAACAUUUGGAUUCAAGUGUUGUGAAACUUCAAGAAAUUAAACAUUCAUAUCCAAUUGACUGGAGAACAAAGAAGCCCGUGAUUAUUUUAGCAAGUGACCAGUGGUUCAUUGACACGGAAAGAAUCAAAACAAAAGCAAUUGAAGAAGCUGACAAAGUUGAAUUCUUUCCUCAGAAAUCCUCGCAUAUUUAUAAAAAUGUCUUGAAGAUACAACUUGAGAAACGACCUUAUUGGUGUAUUAGUAGACAAAGAAGUUGGGGAGUUCCAAUUCCAGUACUUUACGACAAAACUACUAAAGAACCAAUUUUAAAUAAAAAUUUCUUAAAUCAUUGGAUAAAAAUGUUAGAAAUUAAUAAUUCCAUGGAUUUCUGGUGGGAGAAAAAUGUUGAGGAACUUCUUCCAGAAUCGUCAGAGUUUGACGUCAAGAAUUUGAUGAAAGGAAGUGACAUUCUUGACAUUUGGUUUGAUUCAGGAAUUUCCUGGUCUUAUGCAUUGGAUGGAACAAAAGUUGCAGAUUUAUAUUUAGAAGGAGUUGAUCAAAUGACUGCUUGGUUUCAAUCGUCGCUUAUGACAAGCGUUGGAAUUCGAGACAUUUCUCCGUACAAGAAUAUUUUCGUUCAUGGUUUUGUUGUUGAUGAAAACGGUCGGAAAAUGUCGAAAUCUCUUGGGAAUGUCAUCAGUCCGGAAGUUAUCGUACGUAAAUAUGGAACAGAUGCCCUCCGAUGGUGGGUUGCAGCUCACUCAACACAACAUUCAUCAAUCCCUGUUAGCUACAAAUUACUUGAAGACGGUGUGAAUAAUUUAAUUAAAAUACGACUGACGUUAAAAUAUUUAUUGGGAGUGAUUGGUAAUGAUGAAAACGAUGGGAAGAUAAAUGAAGCCAAAUUGACACAUUUGGAUAAAUUUAUUCUGCAUAAGUUAAGUGAAUUCAAUGAGAAUGUUGCAUCAUGCUAUGAGAACUUCCAAUUCAAUAAAGUUGUGACGAUGUUGAAUCAUUUCGUCAACACGGAUUUAUCGAGUUGCUAUUUGCAUUUGGUCAAAGAUCGAUUGUAUUGUGGUUACGAUACCGAACAUUGUCAGUUAAAAAAAGUUCUCAUGAAUUGUUAUCUUGGAUUAAGCAAAAGUUUAUGGCCGAUUGCACCGUUUCUGAUAGAAGAAAGUUGGAGUUAUUUGAAAGAUGAAUCAUUUUAUCGGCAGAAUUUUGGGGAAUUAAAAAAGUGGAACUUCAAAGAAAGCAAUGAAAUUGUGAACUAUGCAAUGGAUGUGAGACGAGAAUUCUAUUCAAACAUCAAAGAUUUAAAUACUUGGAAGCUUAACGUCGUCAUCAGUGGAAAUAAUCAAAAUCUUAAAUAUUUAAAGAUUCUUCACUCAAACAUGAAUGAACCAUCAAACGCAACAGAACUUUGCGAAAUUUUCCAAGUGUCUUCAAUAACACUUGAACAAGUAAACGAAGCUGAUUUGCAAAUUUCUUAUUCAGAAGUCGAUGAAGAUUUGUGUCCAAGAUGUAGGCGGUUUACAACAACGAAUGGUGUGUGCAAGAGAUGUGAAAAUGUUUUAAAACAGAAAUGUUGGAUUUAAGAAAAUAAACAAUGAAGAAUAAAACG